AUGUACUCAAGCAUUCGACUCGGUAUGGUCUGGCUUCUGCCGUUUCUGGCCCCGACCUGCUCUGGCAGCUUUGUGGCUCGAAGACAGGGAGUGCCGGCGGCUCCAGCAGUGACUGCGCCUCCGCGGUUCGAUGCCGGCGUCGUGGUUCGGCGACAGGCCGAAGACAUUACCGCCAUCUCCGACUGCCAUGCACAUGGAACCGAAGUCUGGUGCAUGGCCGGGACGACAGAGUAUCAAGUUGUGGUCGAGGCUACCGCAACAUCGGAAUUGCCUGCUUCUUACACGGGCUGCCACUCUCAUGGAUCUGGCCUGUACUGCAUGGAUGCCGCUGGGGAUGAUGUCGAGGUCCUCACUGAGACGACAAGUGAUGCGGCGUCGACUGACUCUACCGACUCUACCGAGACUUCCGAUUCGACUGAAGAACUAGACUGUCAUUUUCAUGCAGGAGUUGAACACUGCGUCGGCGCCGAGGGAGAGAACGGGUCUUCUACUACCGAGUGCGCGCGACAGUCGCGGGACUACAAUAUUCCUUUGAGGAUUGGACUGCUUUUCGUAAUAUUAGUCACGAGCUUCAUUGGCGUCGCCGGCCCAAUUUUCAUCAAGCCAGUCCUGUCCAAGAAGUUUGAUAUCGUUUUCAUCAUACUGAAACAAUUUGGAACUGGUGUCAUCAUCUCGACCGCCUUUGUGCACCUCUACACUCAUGCUAGCCUCAUGUUCACCAAUGAAUGCUUGACCGGCAUCGAGUAUGAGUCGACAACAUCUGCCAUCGUCAUGGCUGGGCUCUUCCUUUCCUUCGUGGUUGACUUUGUAUCACACCGGAUCGCCUCGGGAGCGCAGACCAAGUUACACGAGUUUGGCUCUCACGAUCGAGACAAUAUCGUCCAGGUGCUUAUUCUCGAAGCCGGAAUCAUUUUUCAUUCUAUUCUGAUCGGCCUUACCCUGGUGGUCGCUGGAGACAGCUAUUUCAUUACGCUAUUCAUCGUCAUCUUGUUUCACCAAAUGUUCGAGGGUAUUGCACUAGGCACACGUAUCGCCUCCGUUGGGCGGCUCGCGCAUCUCGACUCGUGCCACGCCCCUCCGGUCAGCCCCGCCGGUUCUCACGACAAGACCACGACCCCGAUCGAGAUCCCAAUGACAGCGACCCCAUCGCCGAACCUCCAGCCGUUGUCCAUGGUGCAAAAACUUCUCAUGGCCGCCGCCUUUUCCAUUGUGACUCCCAUUGGUAUGGCCAUUGGCAUCGGGGUGCUGCAGCACUUCAACGGCAAUGACCCGUCUACUCUGAUUGCCCUGGGCACCUUAGAUGCGCUGUCCGCCGGUAUUCUGGUCUGGGUAGGUCUGGUGGAGAUGUGGGCGCGCGACUGGAUGCUGGCGGGCGAGAUGGUCCAUGCAGGUUUAUGGGUUACCCUCUCCGGAGGUAUCUCUCUAGUCGCGGGAAUGGCUCUAAUGAGUUUCUUGGGUAAAUGGGCAUAA
Messenger RNA from Pestalotiopsis fici W106-1, 1470 nucleotides. RefSeq lists its product as uncharacterized. Gene Ontology annotation, molecular function: zinc ion transmembrane transporter activity. Gene Ontology annotation, cellular component: plasma membrane. NCBI's taxonomy places the organism in Eukaryota, Fungi, Ascomycota, Sordariomycetes, Amphisphaeriales, Sporocadaceae. Gene Ontology annotation, biological process: zinc ion transmembrane transport. The record is from RefSeq and is a predicted model, not a curated record. The coding region runs from base 1 to 1470 and encodes 489 amino acids. The transcript is spliced from 7 exons.